Messenger RNA from Danio rerio (zebrafish), 1158 nucleotides. RefSeq names its product Kv channel interacting protein 3b, calsenilin (gene kcnip3b). Gene Ontology annotation, cellular component: plasma membrane. Lineage: Eukaryota; Metazoa; Chordata; Actinopteri; Cypriniformes; Danionidae. Gene Ontology annotation, molecular function: calcium ion binding. The record is from RefSeq and is marked provisional.
CCAAAGCAGACAGUGAAUGAGAGCGAACAUCUGAGGAUCCCUCAUUCAUUCGGUCAUCAAAACAGACGCCAGGAACAACAUGCAGGCAGAUGGACAGAAGGGCGUCGAUGGAGGUCUGCUUCCUGAUGCCAACGGGCGGGAUGGGGACUCCAGCGGGCAGAAGGAGAGCGACGGGAAGUGGCAGAAACCACGCAUCACCCGCAAAUCCCUCAUGAAAUGCUGUCUGGUCAAAUGGAUCAUCGCCAGUGCGGCGCCUCAGGGCUCAAAUGACAGCACUGACAGUGAGCUGGAACUGUCCGCUGUUCGCCAUCAGCCUGAGGGUCUAGAGCAGCUUCAGGCUCAGACUCAGUUCACCAGGAAGGAGCUGCAGUCGCUUUACAGAGGCUUCAAAAAUGAGUGUCCCAGUGGACUGGUGGACGAGGAGACCUUCAAAUCCAUCUACUCCCAGUUCUUCCCUCAAGGAGAUGCGACCACAUAUGCACAUUUCCUUUUCAAUGCCUUUGACAUGGACAGAAAUGGCUCAAUACGAUUUGAGGACUUUGUAAUCGGCCUGUCUGUUCUGCUUCGAGGUUCGGUGACGGAGAAACUGAGAUGGGCCUUCAACUUAUACGACAUUAACAAGGACGGCUACAUCACCAAAGAGGAGAUGUUGGCUAUCAUGAAGUCUAUCUAUGAUAUGAUGGGCAGAUACACUUCUCCUUGUGUCAAAGAUGACGCUGCUUUUGAACAUGUGGAGAAAUUCUUCCAGAAAAUGGACCGAAACAGGGACGGUGUGGUGACCCUUGAGGAGUUCAUCGAGACCUGUCAGAAGGACGAGAACAUCAUGAGCUCCAUGCAGCUGUUUGAGAACGUCAUCUAGAGCUCAGCAUGAAUGAUCCUCCAUCAAACUCUCUUCACACACACACACAGACACUUGUGUUUUCUGUUAUCUCCAGCAUGUGAAUGAGUCUUUUGAUUGAUUGUAAUGAAUGCUGUGCACAGUUGUCUGCGAGAGGGGAUACUGCAGUAUGUUGCCGUUUCGAUGCUCAUUUGUAUAUAUGUAGAUAAUGUCUGUGCUCUUCAGUUUCUGCCUGGUUUAAUGAACGUUCGCAUGUUUGCCUGCUGUUUGUCUGAGCCGUUGUCAUUUUGUACAAAGGAAUAAAGGCAAAUGUGAAUGAA